CAUCCUCUGGUUCUCCGGCGAGUUCUCAUUCCUCAGUGAACUACAAACCAACAGCAGUUCUAGUCUCCCUUCCUUUGUCAGGUGAGCAACGGCGGCGACAGUGUUGUGAAGCAGUCCGUGCGGUGGACCUCGCGGUAGCAAGUGGCGGGUUUGGAGGUCCCGUGAAGCACCCCCGUGCGUUCUCUGUUCCGGCAAAGCAGCAACGAUGAAGUAACAGGCGGCGAAUGUGGUCCGUUUCCGGCGAGGUAGAAUAACGGCAGUGGCGGAAGUCAUCCCAAGUCUCCAUCUCCUCCCCGCGUGAGGCAACGAGCAGCAUCCCUUGUUUCAGCGCAGCAGUUUGGGCGGAACCCUUCCUCUCGUCGUGUCUCUCUCUCCCUCGGUGGUUCUCAGCGAAGACCCCAGCAGACCAAGCGGGGUAGAGAAAGGCAGCAGAUCGGCGCGCGAACUUGGGCUCAUCUCCUCCCGCGGUGUCAACUUGGCAGCUCCCGCAGCGGGUCUUCUCAGCAUGAAGACGCUUGGUAAUCAUGAUAGGAUAGUAAUCUACUUCUUCUGGAUCUGGUCUUAUUGGAGUACAUUUCUCCUUACUUGGGCUGUGGUACCUAUACUUCAGGGUUAUGAAGAUGCUGGGGAUUUCACUAUGACUGAAAAAUUGAGGACCAGUGCACGCGUAAACCUGGUCUAUUACCUAUGUGUUGGCUCUAUUGGACUCUUUGGAUUACUGUUGCUCAUUACUCUACGAAAGAACUGGAGUGGGGGUAUUCUUGGGUUUGCCAUGGCUUGUUCAAAUACGUUUGGUCUUGUCAUUGGGGCGUUUCUCCUUGGCUUUGGUUUGAGUGAAAUUCCCAAAGGCAUUUGGAGAAAUGCUGAUUGGACAACUCGUCACAAGUGUCUUUCGCAUGUGGUGGCUAAAAUGGCUGUCAAACUUGAUGAUGCCCAUCGAGAAAUUUCAAAUUCUAUAGUUAUUGCACAAGCAACAUCCAAACAAAUGUCAAAGCGUGAUCCUUUAAGACCAUACAUGACCAUUAUUGAUAAGAUGCUGAUGAAGAUGCUUAGUGAAGAUCCUUCUUUCAAACCACAGGGUGGAAGGUUAGGAGAAAAUGAUAUGGAUUAUGAUACUGAUCCAAAAACAAUGGCAGCACUUAGACGUCAACUCAGAAGAGCUCGAGAAAAAUACUAUCGAUAUAAAAGUGAAUACAUCAAUUUUGUUACUGAAGCACUUGAGCUGGAAGACACAAUGAAGAACUAUGAACACCGAUAUGCCAAUGGAUGGAGGUAUAUAUCAAGCUUCAGGCCAGAAAGAAGUGGCAGGCUAGGGUCUGUGUUUGAAGUAAUAGAGUUGGUGUGGCGCUGUAUAAUGAGAAAGCAGCUUGAGAGAAUUUUUGCUAUCAUAUUAGGCUGCAUGUCAGUUGCAAUCCUUUUGGCUGAGGCAACUAUUCUACCUGCAGUUGAUUUAUCUCUUUUCUCUCUUCUCAUUAAUGCUGUGAAAAAGCAUGAGCUACUUGUGCAGGUUGCUGCUUUUGUUCCUUUGAUGUAUAUGUGUGUGUGUACAUACUAUUCCUUAUUCAAAAUAGGAAUGCUGACAUUUUACUCGUUGACUCCAAGACAAACAAGUUCAGUCAGCUUACUUAUGAUAUGCUCGAUGGUUGCUCGCUAUGCACCACCAAUUUCAUACAACUUUCUAAACCUUAUCCGUCUUGGGAAUGGUGCCAAGACUGUCUUUGAAAAGAGAAUGGGAAAUAUUGAUGAUGCUGUCCCUUUCUUUGGAAGGAAGUUCAAUAGUAUCUAUCCACUUAUUAUGGUUGUUUACACCAUAGCAGUUGCAAGUAAUUUCUUUGGCCGAGUCAUUAGUUACUUUGGGAACUGGAAAAUUACCAAAGUGCAAAGUGAAGAGGCUGAGGAUAUAGAUGGAUUUGAUACUUCUGGGUUGAUAAUUUUACAGAGAGAACGUACUUGGCUCGAACAAGGUCAUCAAGUUGGUGGACUUAUUGUUCCUUUGGCUAGAAAUUUCAACAACUCGAGCUUGGACAUUGAGUCUGUUAGCAGUGCUGCGCUUUCCCACGAAAAAACAGUGUCAUCGCGUCUAAUGGAGGAUGGGGAAGCUCUGAACGAAGAAGCAAUACGCAACAGCUUCCAUGAUGGAGUAAGCGGAAAGUACAAGGCAAUAGAGACCGGCUCAAGUGAGAACAUCAGGGACACUCCCAACUCUUUAUAUGAAGCAGACAAUUCCCAAGAUAUGGAAGUUGAACCAUCCUCCGGGAGCAACUCAACCUGGGAAUCAGUGAAGAAUGGUUUUCGCAGUUUCAAGACCAACUUCGAGGCCGGGAGAUUCAUCCCUUUACGUCAAGUUCCCGAAGCAAGGCACUCGGAUGCUUCACCUGAAUCCCUGGAUGACAUUUUUGAGAGGAUAAAAAAGCCUUCUGCAGACUCAACACAUUUAUGGGACUGAUGAUGUUCUCAACAUUACAGAAUGGCCUUGAGGCCUUGAGUCCUUGACAGUUGAGGAAGCCACAAGUUUAAAGUAAGAGAAUUAGUAUAUACUCAGUAGGUCACAAAUUUUGUUCUUUCCUCCAUACAGUUCAUCUAUACAGAUUCUCUCUCGCACACACUUUACAUCAAGAAAAUUUCAAGGGCAUGUUUUGCCAUACUGUAAUGUGGCCUUACCAUGUAGAGGUGGAAAGCAAUAGACUUUGUUGCUUUUCUCAUAGUUCAUGUAUUUGAUGACUUGUAGUGAAUAGCAAAAUGGUUCCACUCUGUCGUUGGCUGUCGAUGAUUUUGUCCUUUGUUAGGUUUCGAAAUGGACUCAAAAUUGCUCCUGUAACUAAUAUUGUUACUGUAAUUGAGUAUAUGGUUUAUAAGUUACAGAAAAAUUUGCACUCAC
This is a messenger RNA of Ipomoea nil (Japanese morning glory), 2878 nucleotides long. Its product is annotated as LMBR1 domain-containing protein 2 homolog A-like. NCBI's taxonomy places the organism in Eukaryota, Viridiplantae, Streptophyta, Magnoliopsida, Solanales, Convolvulaceae. The record is from RefSeq and is a predicted model, not a curated record. The transcript has 14 exons. Gene Ontology annotation, cellular component: membrane. The coding region runs from base 506 to 2446 and encodes 646 amino acids.